GAAGUGGCGCAUCGUUUUUUUCAUUCUCUUCAGCGUAAUGGCGUUGGCGGUAUUCUGCGUUUCCCGCACCUUUACCAUUCUUUUCUUCUUGUCCCUUUUCUUGCUCAGCUAAUUUCUUCUUGUCUUUCCCUGCCAGUUGAUGGCCGUUUGCAGUGA
Molecule: messenger RNA, 156 nt
Organism: Bipolaris victoriae FI3
Lineage: Eukaryota; Fungi; Ascomycota; Dothideomycetes; Pleosporales; Pleosporaceae
Exons: 1
Source: RefSeq, a predicted model, not a curated record